Molecule: messenger RNA, 1281 nt
Organism: Botrytis sinoallii
Lineage: Eukaryota; Fungi; Ascomycota; Leotiomycetes; Helotiales; Sclerotiniaceae
Exons: 2
Coding region: 1-1281 (426 amino acids)
Biological process (GO): proteolysis
Molecular function (GO): serine-type endopeptidase activity
Source: RefSeq, a predicted model, not a curated record
AUGCAAAAGAAGAUUGAUAGCUUCUGCGAUCGACUUAAUAGUGGCACAUCGAGUGCUGAACAGCAGAGAACUUUUUCAUUACCUGUUGAGCAGCCAGUGCCACUCUCUAUUCAGCCUAGGAUCAUCCAGGUAAAGCAUAGCGAUGAAGAUGGCCAAAAUAGACGGUUACACACCAUUGAUUUGGCAGCCUCCGAGAUGAAGCAAGAACAUAUUUUACAACCUCAUAGAUGGCUCAAUUGUAUGGAUGAAUUCAAAGAUGUGUUCCAAAACGUCUGGUCCUGGACGAUGAAACAAAAACUUCAGCAACAGGAAGCUCUCAUGCAGCCAGUAGAAAUCGCGCUAAUAGAUGACGGCGUAGACGUUCUUCAGUCUCGGCUUCGCGGCAAAAUAUCUGACGGCAAAAGCUUCGAUUACGGAGACAAGGGUGCUAACCGCAUACGGUCCCAUUGGAUCUCGGAAAGAGGUCAUGGCACUAUGAUGGCCAAGAACAUCGUCCGCAUAUGCCCAAUGGCCAAGAUCUAUGUGAUCAAGCUUGAAACGCAUUUCGACCAUAAAGAGCAGAAGGCCAGAAUUGGGGCAAGAAGCGCUGCAGAGGCAAUUGAUGCGGCAGUAGAUCGUAAAGUGCAAAUAAUUUCAAUGUCAUGGACAAUCAAGCAACCCGAUAGCAAUAGCGAGGAUAAAGAAAAGUUUGACUCGGCAGUGCGCCGUGCUGUCAAAGAAGGGAUUCUUCUGUUCUGUUCUGCAGCCGACAAAGGACUACAUCAAGACAACGAUUAUCCCGCCGCCUCUAAUCCCACCAAAAUGUUUAAGAUAGGCGCUGCAAAACCCAACGGCAAUGUUUGGGACUGGGUGCCGAACAUCAUACACUUGGACUUUAUUAUCCCCGGGUACGAAGUCGCAGAAAAUGCUUCGCUCGAUGAUGACUCCAGCCAGGAAUUUCAGCCACAGACCGGGUCCUCCGUUGCAACUGCUCUAGGUGCUGGCCUUGCUGCUCUUGUAAUUUGCUGCGUGCAACUAGCUUCAAUACAUACGCAAAUGUCUCGGCAAAAGGGCCAUCCAGAUGUACCAAGCUCUUUGACCCUUGAUGAUCUUCGACAUUUCAAAAACCAUGAGAAUAUGAAAGCCGCCCUUGGAACCAUUGGCACUAGCCCAGAUAGCGACAAUAAGUUUAUUGAGGUAUGGAGACUGUUUGACAAGGCAGCUAAAGAUAUGGCUGGAAAGGACAAAGAACAACAGUUAGGGGUGAUAGUGGCAUUGGCUUAUAAGUUCAGGACUUCUUGA